AUGUAUAUUCGCGAUAAUCCCCCUGCUAAUAUUGAAGACGAAUUAUCAGUGCAGGCACAAUGCUACGGGUUACCAUUCGGAGCCUUUGGCAUUGUCUGUUGGUUAUUGACACUCUUUUCUAUUGCUUUAGUGUAUAUAAAAUGCCCUUUGUUCACGCCAUGGAGAUGGGGCCAGACUUAUAGAACACCAGAAAGACUAUGGGCAAUCUUCCCGUUUACCAUGAUUAUAGGACCGACAAUUUACACAUGUAUCAAGUGUCGGGGAGAAUGGAUGGUAGUACUCAUCGCGAUUGGACAACUUACUCCGUGGAGCGUAAAAGUAUUCAAUGACGGCUAUGCAGGCGGCGUGACAGAGGAUAGAAACAAAUUUUAUCUCACUCUUGGUAUGGUUACUACGCCUUUAUUAUCACUUUGUGGAUGGAUAGGUCUAACAGCGCUGAGUGUGGAAGUGCGAGAGACAGAAGAAUCUGUGAGUACAUGGAUAUGGUCAUUGUAUCUAGCAGGUUUCUUUGUGAGCAUAGUGAUUUACAAGCUGUGGGAAAAGUACGAUGUUGCAGACGGAGCAACUCGUAUACCUAGGAUAUUGAUAAUAUUG
Paraglomus brasilianum is the source of this 594-nucleotide messenger RNA. Lineage: Eukaryota; Fungi; Glomeromycota; Glomeromycetes; Paraglomerales; Paraglomeraceae. The record is from the annotation of a GenBank genome assembly.